CUACUCGCGAUCAUUAUUGCGAGCCGGUCUUGUUUUAUGCUCACAGUGGUCGGCACUUAAGUAGCAGUUCAAUACAUCAGCAUUGUAAAAAGCAUAUUUUGGGAUAGACGUUAGUACAGUGUAGUAACUCAGUCGACGUUUUGAGAAGUGCAGGGUUGUGAGAAGUCAGCAAUUCUACCAAGUCACAUUAGCUGAAUACGUCACGUCAUAAAAAGUCACUUUGAUAAGUCAUGACUGAGAUUCAGGAACAUUCUAAAGGGGAACCGUCUGAGGCGAAUCAAGGAGAGGCGAAUGGAGGGACACAUGGGUCCAAUCAUGUUAUUGAUGUACCUCCAGUGAUAUACCCAGGAAAGGAUGCAGACAUCACUUCCUCGGAGGGGAUGGGAUGUUGCAGUUACAUCCUAAUCAUCUUAUCGUGGUUAACGAUUGCCAUUACUUUCCCCUUUUCUUUGGUUUUUUGCCUAAAGGUUGUUCAGGAAUAUGAACGUGCAGUAAUUUUCCGUCUCGGUCGCUUGAUACAAGGUGGUGCCAAAGGCCCAGGGCUCUUUUUUAUCGUACCAUGCAUUGACAACUAUACUAAGAUUGAUCUGAGGACGGUCUCGUUUGAUGUCCCGCCACAGGAGAUCUUAUCUAAAGAUUCCGUGACGGUUGCCGUCGAUGCUGUAGUUUAUUAUCGCGUCUAUAAUGCUUGUAUAUCCGUGACGAACGUCGAGGAUGCGACACGCUCCACCCGUCUCCUGGCAGCUACCACCCUGAGGAAUGUCCUCGGCACAAAAACGUUAAGCGAGGUCUUGCAGGAGCGGGAACACAUCAGCGAAAUGAUGAAGAAUUCACUGGAUGAGGCAACUGACCCAUGGGGUGUUAAAGUGGAGCGAGUUGAGAUUAAAGAUGUGCGUUUACCAGUCCAACUUCAGAGGGCCAUGGCAGCUGAAGCAGAGGCCACGAGGGAGGCUCGUGCAAAGGUCAUCGCUGCAGAAGGAGAACAGAAGGCGUCACGUGCCCUGAAGGAGGCAGCCGACGUCAUGAUGGAAUCACCGGCCGCCAUUCAACUGCGCUAUCUCCAGACACUCAACACGAUAUCCGCCGAGAAAAAUUCGACAAUUGUGUUUCCGUUGCCGAUAAAUCUUUUACAAGGUUUCCUUGGCAACAACAAAUAGUUGACUGCCGACUGUGAACUGUAUAGAUUGGUUUCAGGCCAAGAUUGCAAACUCAAGGCAUCUUCUACAGGAUCAUUGAAAAUUAGAUUGAACUGAAACGACACCAAUUUUCUCUCAAAGGACUAAAAACUGAAGAUUUUCAGCUCCAAAAUACAACAGGCCAUGAAGUACACAAUUUCAAUCUCUAUAAAAUAUUCAAUAUCCUCUCUCCUUGGAGGAUUCAAUUACAUUGGUUUACUUCAAAACUAUUGAGUCCUGCCAGAGUGUAUCUUGGUUUGGAUGCAAAUUUAUAUUGUCAGACUUGUACAUAUUCAUAUGUUUGAUAUUGUGGAUCACAUAAAUGUUAUCGUAGAACUCCUUUUAGACUUUGUAUCAACAACGUGGUCGGUAGAAGUCAAAACAAAAUCCUGGUUGCAUACACAUUGAUAAGUAACCAAGGUUACCAUAGCAGUAACCAAGGUAUACAGAAUAUGGAAUGGAGUCUCUCUUGACUGGCAUCCUGAGUUUCAGGGCCUAUCACUUGGGACCUACAGAGCUUAUGUGUGCAAGAGGAGCGAAAAAAUGACCCUGGGAUUCGUGGAUGUUUUGACUGGUGGAAAAGAAAUCUUAUAAUUCUUAUUCAAAUUUAUCAUAGCUUGUUUUGUACUGCCCCUUGUUAAUUGCAUUUCAAUACAUUAUGACUGUAAUAUUGUAAAUACAUUUAUGAUAAUCGGAGUAGUUCAUAUAGCGGUCACUGGGUGUCACUUGUUAAGACGACAAUGUAGUAAGACAUUUAGAUGGUAAAUUUGUAAUGUUAUUAAAGGAAUGCAUAGAUAAAACUUUUACAGGUCGCAGACAAACUUUUUGUCUUGGAUCCAAAAAUGUCAUUUGUCCAAGCAGCUAUUGAUUUGUGGCAGAAUGCAUGAGAACAGUUGAGCAAGUUCAAUCCAGGUAAAUUAGCUCGCUAAAAUUAAAUUCUGUAAUUUUCUGUAAAGUUCUGAUCACAAAUUUGUAAAUUUUAUGCUUUAGGACAAAUAGUAUUUGAGAUAUAAGCCAAAACCGGAAUCGGGCUCUGGUGUCGCAUAGGGUUGGCAAUGUCACACAGAGCAUGCUCUGUUAUAUCUAAUGAAAUGAAGAAAUUUGGGCUAUAUAUUUGUAAUAUUUGGAAUCUUGUAUAUAGAUUUAUGUCUUCAUAUAUGGAUAUGUAGUGAGAGUUAUUGUAGUCAAGCUGUUUAGCACAGAAAUCUAGUCAUUAAAGGCUAUUAGGAGGAACUUGUAAGUUAUAAUUUUGAAUACGCACCAUCAUUUGAAUUCAGAUUGCAAAGAUAAAACAAUUUAGAUUAAAAAUAUUUGUGUUUUCUUACCCAUAUGUUACCCCCAGAGAAACAUAGAUAACAAAUUAAGUUUAGAAUAGUUGCAUAAUAAGAGUGUUUGACUAAUUGCCCCGAAGAUAUUAUACGCCUUGUAAAAUGUAACCUUUUUCAUCAUUCUUUCAUACCUGAUAAAGGAAACACUGUAUAUUUCUUACAUAUGUGAAUAAAAGUAUCAUUUGGAAAUGAA
Molecule: messenger RNA, 2696 nt
Organism: Lineus longissimus
Lineage: Eukaryota; Metazoa; Nemertea; Pilidiophora; Heteronemertea; Lineidae
Product: band 7 protein AGAP004871-like
Exons: 7
Coding region: 231-1157 (308 amino acids)
Cellular component (GO): plasma membrane
Source: RefSeq, a predicted model, not a curated record